AAUAUUGGCAGCUGUAAUGAAAAGAACAUUCGUGCCCCUUUUUUUGAGAAUAUUAGAUCAAAUUUUCGAGUAGUGUUCGGAAAAAAAUAAUUCAGCAAAACAACGAAUAAUUUAUUUAAUAUUGUUGAAUAUUCUUGAAAUAUACCUUGUAUAAUAUAUGCAAUUGAGAAACGUGGAGAAAACUUGUGAAAGUGCGCAAGAGACGAAACGCUUUGAAGCAAUUUGAUUAUUACACGGAAGUCUUGCAGUAAAUUUAAUCAGUGGAUUGUGCAUUUAAUUAAACGAAAGUAAAAUAAUUGAAACUAGCUAUUUAAAAAGGCUAACCUACCUCUCCCAGUGAGGAGAUUUUAGGUUUAUGAAUAAUUGAAAUAUAUUGAAUCACCGAUAACAUCAACGUGAGACAAACAAAAAUGAAUUUAUCAUUUGCUGGAUGUGGAUUUCUAGGCAUUUAUCAUGUAGGUGUGGCAGUAUGUUUUAAAAAAUAUGCACCACAUCUGUUGUUGGAGAAAAUUGGAGGAGCAUCGGCAGGAGCACUUUCAGCAUGUUGUUUACUUUGCGAUUUGCCCUUGGGUAGCAUGACAUCUGACUUUUUUCGCGUAGUUAACGAAGCUCGGCGUUAUUCUCUCGGACCUUUUAGCCCUUCAUUCAAUAUACAGACCUGCCUAUUUGAGGGUUUACAAAAACAUUUGCCUGAAGAUGCUCACAAACGUGUUAGUGGACGUUUGCAUGUCUCCUUAACACGAGUGCAUGAUGGCAAAAAUGUCAUCGUUUCCGAUUUUGAGUCACGCGACGAGCUCUUACAGGCUCUAUUGUGUGCAUGCUUUAUUCCGGGCUUUUCUGGCAUAUUUCCGCCUCGGUUUCGAGGAGUACGGUAUAUGGAUGGAGCGUUUUCCGACAAUUUACCAAUAUUAGAUGAGAACACAAUAACCGUGAGUCCUUUCUGCGGAGAAAGCGAUAUUUGUCCACGCGAUCAAAGUUCGCAACUUUUCCAUUUGAAUUGGGCCAAUACGAGUAUAGAAAUAUCACGACAGAAUGUUAAUCGCUUUGUUCGUAUACUUUUUCCACCACGUCCAGAAUUUCUUUCGAAAUUCUGUCAGCAGGGUUUUGACGAUGCGAUGCAGUUCCUUAAUCGUAAUAAUUUAAUAAACUGUCGCCGUUGUGUGGCAGUACAAUCAACGUUUGUAGUAUCAGAAACCGUGGCACAGCCACAGGACUUUGAUCCUGAGUGUAGAGAAUGUAAAAAGCAUAGAAAUGAUGCUUUAAGCUCAAACAUGCCACAAACUGUAUUGGAUGUAAUUCAGGAUUAUAUAGAGCAAGCUAAUAAAGGACUGGCGAAUUGGAUAUUCAGACAUCGAGGAAUAAAAUUAUUGUCAUUACCAGCAACUGUGCCAUUAGAUUUCUUUAUGGCAACAAUGUCAAAGAUAACUACACUCACACCAAAAUUAGGCAAACACAUUCGCGGCAGGAUAGAAAAUAUUUUAAGAAGAUUAAUUGAAACUGUACAAACCCACAUUAUAAGCAAAUUCACAAUCUGUGAACCGCCACACUUUGAUACGACAGGUUUACUGCAUUCGAAGCGUCUAUACGGACCAAGGGUAUCAAUAUUAGUUGAUGAAUGUGGUGCUCCUUCAAUAGAAGGAGAUGUGGACAACUACGAACAUGUUCUCAAAGUAACUACCCAUAACGAUGCGCUUUAUGCUUAUUAUUAUACGGACGAUCUUACAAAUAAAGUCAAAGUUACAGAAAUAUUUGAAAUUGACGAAGAAGAAAAACUUGCGGUUGAUCCGAAACUAUUCGAAGGCAUUGUUGAAGAUCAUCCAAACCCUCGUCAGCAUCACCAUAAUGUUGUUAGUGAAUGGAACGGAGUAGAGUCUGCCUUUUAUAUUGAUGAAUACGCAUCUAACCAAAGGCCUUUCGAACGAGAUAUUAAACGAAAAACUCAUAUAAGCACUGACACUGGAUACCAGAAUGAAGACGAAUAUGCGAUCAUUAACGAGAAUGACAUUGCCGCCAAAGAUAUCGAAUAUGAGGUAUUCAGCGACCCAGAAGUUGAUCACUACUUUGGCCUUCAACAGCAGAGAAAUAAUAGAGAUGGAAAAAGGGACUUCUCUAAUGCUAAUAUAUUUACAUAAUAAAUUUGUGGAAACUCCCUUUUUGGAAACGGAAAAUUUCAAAUCCUAUAAUUUGAAAAUUGGAUCGUUAAAAUAUUUUAAUUUAUCAUAAAUAAUACUAUUAAAUAUAAGAUUUGUAUGUGAGUAAGUAUUAUAACUCUUUAGUUUACGGUUUUUAUUUAUUGAAUUUGAAACAAUAUGGUAGACUGUCGAAAAUCAUUAAUGUAAAGUAUUCGUUUUGUAUUUUUAUGUUAUAAUAGGGGAAGGUGUCGUACGUGCGUAACUAUCGGGACCUGAUAAUUUAUAAUUACUUGCGGAUAUUUGACACAAUAUUACCUCGAUGAUUAAUAAUCGAAACAGUUUAACAACUUGCAUUAAUUACUUUGAAAGUUUACUAUUAUUUUGCUAUUUUGGGUAGAAGACCAACUUGAUUUUAAAUAUGAAUUGUUAAAAAAUUUAAUAGCAAUUAAUAAAUUAGCUUAUUACCUCAAAUUCGAUGUAUUUAAUCUAGCAAAGAUAAGGGCGAUUGCCUAUUGACUAUAUGAAUGCAUACUCUUUAUUUUGAGUAUUAACCUUUCGAUGUUACAUUUGAUCAGAUUAUAUAACUAUCUAUUAUUUCAGAAAUUAAGUAAUGUGUUUUUAAUUUAAGUACUCGAGAUAUAUAAAUUAUAUUAAGAAAAUGUCAAAAAUAUUUUAAAAGAGUUACAUAUAUGCACGUGUCAGUUUUCUAAAAAAUAUAUAUAUUUAUUUGUAGCAAUGAGGUAAAAUUUAUCGCUGUCCUAUACAUUUAAGAGAUUUAAAUAUACAUAUAAUAUCUAUACACUCCAA
Molecule: messenger RNA, 2939 nt
Organism: Bactrocera dorsalis (oriental fruit fly)
Lineage: Eukaryota; Metazoa; Arthropoda; Insecta; Diptera; Tephritidae
Gene: bmm
Product: 1-acylglycerol-3-phosphate O-acyltransferase Pnpla3
Exons: 8
Coding region: 411-2132 (573 amino acids)
Biological process (GO): triglyceride catabolic process; lipid homeostasis
Cellular component (GO): cytoplasm; lipid droplet; membrane
Molecular function (GO): triacylglycerol lipase activity
Source: RefSeq, a predicted model, not a curated record